UGAACCCAAAUCAGAACCUCAACAAACCAUUUCUCUCCAACAAGAAAAACAGAGGAGAAACAGAGCAAAAGGAAAACAGAGCAUCCAUACAAAAAACAGGGGCGACCAAUUUUUCCCCCUCAGAGAACACAACAAUGGCGGUGUCGAGAUCAAAGACGUUAGCUUUCGCAGCAAUCGCGAUCGCCGCUCUUCUCCACAGCUCCGUCGCUCAGACUACCCACACCGUCGGAGGAAACACCGGAUGGACCAUCCCUCAGGGCGGUGAUUCUGUCUACUCCAACUGGGCUUCCGGCAAUUCCUUCUCCGUCGGAGAUAUUCUGGUUUUCAAUUUCGCCGCUGGAGCUCACGACGUGACGCAAGUGAACAAGGCGGACUACGACUCCUGCUCGGCGACCAAUCCGAUGAUGACUUCAACGAAUACUCCGGCGAGGAUCACAUUGAACACUUCCGGCGAGCAUUACUUCAUCUGUGGGGUUCCCGGCCACUGCAGCGCCGGCCAGAAGGUCACCGUCAAUGUUCUCGCUUCGACCACUGGUUCUUCUUCUCCUUCUCCGGCUCCCAUGGUGAUGCCUCCUUCUCCUUCCCCUGCUCCCCGCCGGGCUCUCACCCCUGCUUCUGCUCCAUCCCCUGCUCCAACCACCGUCUCUGCCCCGACUCCAUCCACCUCCCCUGUCGCCGGAGAUGUCCCGUUGUCGGCGCCGGCUCCUUCUGCCAGGACGCCGAUGACUUACACGGUCGGCGAUUCCUUCGGGUGGAACAUUCCCACGAGCGGUGCGAUCUUCAACUACACGGCCGGCGCACACAACGUGGCGGAGGUGACGAGCGACGCCUACACGGCGUGCACCACCGCCAACCCGAUCUCUCUGGACAGCAACCCGCCGAGCAGAAUCACGCUGACCACCGCCGGCGAGCAUUUCUACCUCUGCGCGAUUCCCGGGCACUGCUCCGCCGGCCAACAGCUUUCCAUCAACGUCUCCGGCGCAGGCAGCACCAGCCCAUCGCCGUCAGGGUCGACGACUCCCUCGUCGCCGUCUCCUACCGCCGGUGACAUGGCCCCGCCGUCCCCGAACUCCGCCGCCACCGUUGGCGGCGUAUCGGCCGCCGCAUUUUUGUCCGUUGUCGCAGCUCUUUUGUUGUAAAUGGAGUGAUCGGUAGAGAAUAGAGAUGCCUUAUUACAGUCGGCGACGUGAUACUUUUUGUUUCUUUCGCGUUUCUUUUUGAGAUCUGUAUUAGUGUGUUGGUUAUUGGUUUGUUAUAUAUAGAUUGAUUUCUCAGAUACAUUGUAUUAAUAAAAGGAAUUUUUUUUAGCCCAAACAUGUG
This is a messenger RNA of Linum tenue, 1320 nucleotides long. The record is from the annotation of a GenBank genome assembly. NCBI's taxonomy places the organism in Eukaryota, Viridiplantae, Streptophyta, Magnoliopsida, Malpighiales, Linaceae.